Molecule: messenger RNA, 747 nt
Organism: Ilex paraguariensis (yerba mate)
Lineage: Eukaryota; Viridiplantae; Streptophyta; Magnoliopsida; Aquifoliales; Aquifoliaceae
Source: the annotation of a GenBank genome assembly
AUGUGGGGUCUCAGUCCCUCUAUAAAUGCAACCAUUUCUUGUCCCAUAGUGGUCAUUCAUAAAGAAAUUUUAGCGAUUGCAUAUCCUCUAAACAACUUCCAAAUGGGUGGUGGCAAAGGCGGUGGAGGUGGUGGUGGUAAAAGCGGCGGAGGUGGUGGAGCACCAGGUGGUGGCAGUAGCUCUUCAAAGGGCAGUGGCGGCGGUGGGUCUGGAAUGAUGAAGGCUCCUGGUGGGGGAGGAUCAUCAUUUAUCUCAAGAGCUGGCUUCCAGAGCAACCCUCAGAUAUACUUUGCUGUGGUCAUUCAUAAAGAAAUUUUAGCGAUUGCAUAUCCUCUAAACAACUUCCAAAUGGGUGGUGGCAAAGGCGGUGGAGGUGGUGGUGGUAAAAGCGGCGGAGGUGGUGGAGCACCAGGUGGUGGCAGUAGCUCUUCAAAGGGCAGUGGCGGCGGUGGGUCUGGAAUGAUGAAGGCUCCUGGUGGGGGAGGAUCAUCAUUUAUCUCAAGAGCUGGCUUCCAGAGCAACCCUCAGAUAUACUUUGCUGGUCUGCAUGCUGGUCAAAAGGGAAAAAAAUAAGUUUGUGUGAUGUUCUUCACUAGUAUGUGUAUCUAUGUAAGAGUUUGCUCUAUGUUUCUGUUGUAUAAUGCUUUUGUUGUAUAAUGUUGUAUGAAAUAAUGGAGUAUGCUUUUAUAGCUCAUACCUAUAAUCAAGAUUUUUAAAAUUGGGAUCCUAUUUUGAAUCGAUGGGGAG